Molecule: messenger RNA, 1608 nt
Organism: Miniopterus natalensis
Lineage: Eukaryota; Metazoa; Chordata; Mammalia; Chiroptera; Miniopteridae
Source: RefSeq, a predicted model, not a curated record
ACUUGGUGAACUUUCCCUUGGAAACGUGCCUUUGUAACUGUUUUGUGUUAGAAGCUCAGGUACAACUGCAUCUGCAGAAAUUUUCAGUAUUUUCUCAUCCCAAGUAACAUGAAACAUUAUGCACAUUUAACGGUAUCAAGGUCUCUGUGUAUUUAUAUUUAAAGCUACUGUAAUAUGUUUAGUAUAAUUAAAUGUCUGCAUCUUACUAGUAUUUUUAUUUUUUAAACCUGCCCCAGUAGCCUGUUUCCUGGAAGUCUUUAGCCAUCACAUUUGCUAUUGGAGGAGCUUUACUGGCUGGAAUGAAGUACUUCAAGAAAGAAAAGGCAGAGAAGUUGGAGAAACAACGGCAGCGAAGCAUUGGAAAGCCUCUACUUGGGGGACCAUUUUCCCUCACAACUCAUACUGGAGAGCCCAAAACUGAUAAGGACUACCUGGGUCAGUGGGUACUGAUUUAUUUUGGUUUCACUCAUUGCCCUGAUAUUUGUCCAGAAGAACUAGAAAAAAUGAUCCAAGUCGUGGAUGAAAUAGAUAGUAUUCCAACUCUGCCAGAUUUAACUCCACUUUUCAUCACUAUUGACCCAGAGAGGGACACAAAAGAAGCCAUCGCAAAUUAUGUGAAAGAAUUUUCUCCCAAACUGGUUGGCUUGACUGGCACGAAAGAAGAGGUCGAUCAAGUGGCCAGAGCUUACCGAGUGUAUUACAGCCCUGGCCCCAAGGACGAAGAUGAAGACUACAUAGUGGACCAUACCAUAAUCAUGUACUUGAUUGGCCCAGAUGGUGAGUUUCUAGAUUAUUUUGGCCAGAACAAGAAGAAUGCAGAGAUAGCUGGUUCAAUCGCUGCACACAUGAGGGAGCACAGGAGAAAGAGCUAGCCACAGCAGUGCUGCCAGAAAGAGGCCUUGUCUCCAUAGAAGGCAACUUACGUGUGUGUGCAACCCACAGAGUGGCCUUUGCACCAUGAAGACAUCUAUAUUUUGGACAGGGCAUGUUACCCUUGGGAUCAGCCAACAUGGAAACUGUAAAAAUUACCACCACAAGUCUCCCAACUAGCCAUCGCCAGCCUGGAGGACCAAGUUAAUGUGAAGCCAGGGGAGUGGCCUCGGGAGGAACAGCCGAGAGGGAGGCACAGUCAGUGAGUUCCUGCCGUGAGCAGGGCCCUCUGCUCAGCGUCACUGCCUCCAGUGUCUGGGACCCCUGCUUGUACAGGCUGUGGGACUGGAUUUCCAAGAAGAAUAGUUUCCACAGUGCUGUUGCUUCCCCUUCGAGUUCUUGGUGGCUGAUAAAUUAGCUUUCUGCCAUUUGAAGCUGAUCUUUAUACUUGAAAGUUUAAGUGGAGCCUUCCUUUUAAGGAACAUCACUGUCAGGUUUGCAUUGCAGUCCCCUCUCAGCAGGUGCUGAUUUGACUAAUGAAGAGGGAAUCGAUUGUUUGGGGAAAACCAUUAGAUUUGUUUCUUUAGGGAUCUUGUAUGUGAUUUUUAGCCAAAUGAUAUGCUGGAUUUUCAGUGACGUACCAGAUGGAAAGGAGGCUGUUGAUGAUGAGUGUGAUGCGGACACUUUUCUGCCUAUACUGAUUGCUCUUUGUGAAAUAAAUGUGUAUUCAGUUUCGCA